Messenger RNA from Papilio polytes (common Mormon), 1555 nucleotides. It is a transcript of the gene Cwc25, whose product is annotated as pre-mRNA-splicing factor CWC25 homolog. NCBI's taxonomy places the organism in Eukaryota, Metazoa, Arthropoda, Insecta, Lepidoptera, Papilionidae. The record is from RefSeq and is a predicted model, not a curated record. Gene Ontology annotation, biological process: mRNA splicing, via spliceosome. Bases 170 to 1504 code for a protein of 444 amino acids. Gene Ontology annotation, cellular component: U2-type spliceosomal complex. The transcript is spliced from 4 exons.
GUGUCAAUGUCAACAUAUGUCAAAUUGGUUUACAAAAGUUAUGUUUGUGUUUCAAAGCGUUUUCGUUUAUUGUGUAUCUGUUAUUUUUGUCCCAUUUUGAGAUCAGGCAUAUUUUCCUGGUUUCAUCUUGCUCUUUCGACAAUUAGCUGUAUUAUACUAUGCACAAAUAAUGGGUGGCGGAGAUUUGAAUACCAAAAAAGCUUGGCAUCCCAGUAAUUAUAAAAAUCAAGAACGAGUAUGGAAAGCGGAACAAGCGGCGGCACAGGAAAAGAAACGGAUAUCAGAAUUGCAGCGGGAACGUGCCGAGGAGAGGGACAGAGAGCAGUUAAAUGAAAUAGCGAAACGUACUGCUGGUGGUGGCAGCUCGCCUAACGAUAACCGUCUACAUUGGAUGUAUGAUAAACCAGAUAAAAAGAUACAACAGGAAGACUAUCUUCUUGGCAAAUCUAUUGAUAGUAAUCAGGAUCGGGCAGAUAAAGAUGCUCAAGAUGUUAUACCAGCGGUGGCUCGGAGAGUUGUUGGCUCCAGUAUGACAGCUAUGUCUAGUGAUACACAAGUUGAUCUAGUUAGGAAACUUAGAGAAGAUCCCUUGUUGUUGAUUAAGGAGAGAGAAAGAGCUGCAAGAGCAGCACUGUUGAAUAACCCUCUCCAACGACGUCGCCUUACAGAGUUGUUACGGAAAGAACAAGAUCAAUCAAAGAUGAAAAAGGAUGAAAAGAAAUCAAAGAAGAAACACAAUGACUUGGAUAAUAUUUUAGCAGCAAAGUUAAAUGCUUUAGGAGCAAAAAAGGGGGUUGAUUUAAAAACUUUGCUCGAUUCAGAUGAUGAUUCUUCCUCUGAUUCAUCUUCAGAUCAGAGCAGACAUAAAAAGAAGAAAAAAAACAAGAAAAAGAAAAAGAAAAGUAAAAAAGAACACAAAAACAAGAAGAAUUCAGAUUCUGAUGUCUCUGAAGAAGAAAUAAUGGAAAGUAAGAAAGAUUCAAGACAUGCUAGAAAACAAAACAAAGAAAGUAAAUCAGAUGAAACACAACAUAAGAGAAAAUCUGAACGUGAAGAUGAUUAUGAGCGAGAGAAAAUAAAGAAACACAGAAGGGACAUGACUUUAGAUAGAAAAUAUAGCAGAGAGAAACGUCGUGACUCAAGUGACGAAGACUACAAGCGGAGUACCCAACGAAGUACAUCGUCAUAUGAUCGUAAUGAUAGAACACAGAAAGUAAAACAAGAUACCAGAAGCAAAGGGAGGGUUGGUAUGAGUGAAGAGGAAAAGGCUGCAAAGUUAGCGGAAAUGGCAGCUGCAGGGGCAGAACGGGAGAUACAGCGUGGCCGUCGCGUUGCUCAACAGUUAGCGGAAAAAGACGCUUCAGAAAAGAAAGCGAAUAUUCCUCGGUCUUCGCGACAUGAAGCGCGGGCUCUCCCAGACUCUCUCGAAAGCCGCAUCCAUUCUAACAGACAUUACAUACAGCGUGAUAAGAGGCAUAUGGAUGAACACUUCGCAAGAAGAUAGCAUUUAUUGUUACCUAUACAUUUCUUAAAUAAAACAAAUCUUUGUAAAGUA